Messenger RNA from Aspergillus pseudotamarii, 1101 nucleotides. RefSeq lists its product as uncharacterized. The transcript has 3 exons. Lineage: Eukaryota; Fungi; Ascomycota; Eurotiomycetes; Eurotiales; Aspergillaceae. Gene Ontology annotation, molecular function: glutamine synthetase activity. The coding region runs from base 1 to 1101 and encodes 366 amino acids. The record is from RefSeq and is a predicted model, not a curated record.
AUGCAGCAACCACAUGUACAUUGUUCGCUCUUUUCCGCUAAGAACGCGUCGCUAGUCCGUCCAGAAAUAGUUAUUCGAGAGGCUCGGCAGAAAAAUACCGAGCUAAGAUUCGUUCGAUUCCAAUGGCAGGAUCAUUCAGGAAUCCUCCGAGGCCGAGUGGUCCCGAUCGAGCGAUGCCUACGGUUGGCAGUCGAGAAGAAACUUACCAGCAUGCGCACUGGCUCACCAAGCUGUGCUUCAGGAGCAUGGUAUGCCACUGUGAUGUGUGGCGUAGUACGCACCAUGCCCGACCAGCGAAGACCAAAUUAUGGUCUAUAUCCACGGUGUGCACUAGCAAGGGUCAUGCGAAAGGCGGCACACGGUCAUGACCUCAACCUUCUGGUGGGGUUCGAGGUAGAGUUCGAGAUCAUGAAGACCUCUGGCGACAAUAGUAUUAUUCCACAUAUUAAUAGCCUUGGUCGGUUUGCAAUUGGGGGACUACGUGAACCAUGGUUUGCACAGGUGGAAGAGUGCAUUGAUGAACUUCUAGAUGCGGGUGUCGGUAUCCAAUCAUUCCACACUGAGGGCCGUCGGGGGCAGUAUGAGAUAUCUCUCGACCCACUUCCACCCUUGCAGGCGGUAGAUGAGCUAGUGCUGGUGCACGAUCGCAUGAAAAGAGUGUUCAGUAGACAUGGGUAUAUCGCCACUGUGUGUCCAAAGCCGGUGGCAGGCCGGCGGCAAGCCAUUGGCCAGCAUACACACAUCUCUGUUCAUCCGCCACAUUGCGAAAGUUCCUUCCUCGCUGGUAUGCUCAACCGACUGGGUUCACUCUCCGGUGACCUCGUCGCCUGGGGUACCCAAGAUCGGGAAGUUCCUAUUCGCAAGAUGAGCCCUGGACAUUGGGAAAUCAGAUGCGUGGACGCAACUGCCAAUAUGUACCUAACAUUGGCCUCCAUCUUGAGUGCUGGUAUCCUGGGCCUCAUUGGCCAAGAACCCUUGGCUUGGCCAGAUACAUCACUCCUCCAAGAAGGCGUGAAUAUGUCUUAUGCGGAGCCAGUUUACCUCCCUCGAACCCUGGACGUCGCUCUAGACCUGCUUGAAGCGAAUGCAGAUGAAUUAUAA